Messenger RNA from Phaedon cochleariae (mustard beetle), 1509 nucleotides. NCBI's taxonomy places the organism in Eukaryota, Metazoa, Arthropoda, Insecta, Coleoptera, Chrysomelidae. The record is from the annotation of a GenBank genome assembly.
AUGGACUAUGAAACCAUCAGCACAAAUGAGAAGACGAAUUAUAGAACCUUGUUGAAUUUGAGAGGAGCUCUUUUCUCAACAACAACCAUCAUUUUGAUAUGUUGGUACCUCAACUUUCUAUGGAGAAGGAGAAAACUUUACAUCUCAUCUUGGAGCACACCGGGUCCGCUUGCCUUUCCUUUUGUGGGAAAUCUUUAUUUGUUUCACGGAGGCAUAGAAGCACUAUUAGGAAUGUUUAGCAAACUCGCAAUGACAUAUCCUGACUUAUUCAGAAUGUGGAUGGGACCACAUCUAGUUUAUUACAUAUCUAAACCCGAAUUCAUCCAAAGAAUAUUAUGCAAUAAUCUGGACAAAGCUAAUUGGGUCUACGAAUACAUGUCUUAUAUUGCUGGCGAUGGACUCCUAGUUCUACCUCUAAAUUCAUGGAAAAAGCACAAGAAGGCUAUAAUGCCAUCUUUCGGACAGCAAACCUUGAACUCAUUCGUCGAAACAUUCAAUGAUAAAGCUGAAAUAUUGUUCGACCAACUCCAGAAACAUGUGGGAAAAAUGGAUACCGAUUUGCAUGAGAAGUUAUUCAGCUUCAAUGUUGAUAUUGUGUGUGAAACUUUGAUGGGAGUUGAAGUAAAUUUGCAGACAACAGCAUCUGAACUUGGAAAAAAACUGAAUAGAAUUUUCGAAAUUGCAAACAUUAAAAUAUUUAGUAUGUGGUACCAUAUUGAUAUCUUUUGGAAAUUGUCCCCAUUGUGUAGAGAAGCCGAUUAUUUGAAAAAUCUGGUUAAGACAAAUUUCGUCUUGAGUGUAAGUACGACGAUCUUUGAUAAGAUAUCUAGAUGUCGAGAAAACUCUGGACGUGCAGAUGGAACCCAACCGACUCAAGAUGAAUUCAAGAUGAAGCUGCCGUUUUUGGAUUGUAUGAUAUAUAAAAGCGACCUCACACAAAAUGAAAUAGAAGAUGAAGUUCACACAUUUAUGGGGGCUGUAAGUUUUUUCAUCAUUUUACAGGAGAAAGUUUAUAAAGAGGUUAUGGAAAUUUGUGGCCCCAACCGCAGAAUAUCACCUUCUGAUUUGAAUAAGUUGAAAUACACUGAGAGGGUAAUCAAAGAGACCUUGCGAAUUUUUCCUUCGGUUCCACUGAUGGUACGAAAUAUCGAUACAGAACUCAAAUUAGGUGCACAUACGUUGCCCAAAGGAGCCUCUGCCAUAUUCUCCAUCCGGUUUAUUCAUAUGGAUCCCAAAUACUGGCCGGAUCCUUAUAAAUUCGAUCCUGAUCGGUUUUUGCCCGAGAAUAUGGAUAAAAGACAUUCAUGCUCCUAUAUACCCUUCUCAUAUGGACCAAGGAAUUGUAUAGGGGGUCGCUUUGCCAUGAUGGUCUUGUUGACAACCCUAGCGAAUCUUAUCAGGAAAUUCAGAUUUUUCUCUGGGUACAAAACGAUAGAAGAAAUAGAUGUGAUCCCAACCGUUGUAAUCAAGUUGAAAUAUGGCAACAAAGUUAGGUUGGAGUUGAGAUGA